Messenger RNA from Dinoponera quadriceps, 2468 nucleotides. RefSeq lists its product as uncharacterized. The record is from RefSeq and is a predicted model, not a curated record. The coding region runs from base 1656 to 2468 and encodes 270 amino acids. Lineage: Eukaryota; Metazoa; Arthropoda; Insecta; Hymenoptera; Formicidae. The transcript is spliced from 2 exons.
UUUUUUUCUCUCCAAGAGCGAUAUUCGAAUUCUCGGGUGAACGAAUUCUCCGGUGACUUCAUCGCGAUAAUGCACGAGGAAAGUGAAGUAGAUUCGCUCGGAGGAAUUUCAAGUUAUUAAGGUUCCGCUUAAAGUGGAUUCAUAUUCUUGAGUGGCUCUCGCGAAUCGUAAGUGGAGUUUUCUGGAGUAGUUACGAGUCGGCCGCGGGAAUUGCGGCUGCCGCGUUAUUACGACGGGGGGAAAAAAAUUUUCACAACACACAUCGCGUAAUAUACGGCACGAAUGGACGAUGCGCCGGCUAACGAUCCGUGCCUGUUCAUCGGCACUGAUGAUUCAGGCUAAUUUCUUACGCGUUUCUACGCGGCUCUUCUCCGCUCUUACCGCGUUAUUAUUUUCCCUACGUAAUAGUAAGCAGGCCAAUAGCACGGGGUUGCUAAUUCAGGACGAAUAGUAAAAGGAUACAAACGAUAUUGCUGACGUGCCGAGUGCCGACGAUGGUCAUCGAUCUUGGUAUUUCUGAAUAUUAACGGAGGAAUCAUUCAUUGUGUUACGUUACGUAUGUUAAUUGCCGCUUGUCGCGGGUGAAAUUAAAAAGAACAUAUUAUUUCCCCCUGAUAUCAUGGAUGCUCACUUGUGAAAAGAGGCAAGGUAUUUUAAACAAUUUUUAUAACGGUAUGCGUUUACCGAUUUGUUUGUAAAACGCGAUUUAAGAAAUAAAAUAAUGUAUCUUUUAAAAAUAAAGUUGCUGCAGCUGUGUCUCAGAAAGUAAACUAAGUACGUUUGAGAUAUGUAAUUGUUAAGAUGUAUCUUCUCUAUGUUGAAUCUAUCCUGUGUGAGUUUGUCGGUGGAAUUCAAGUACACGAUACACCUCAUAUUCAAACAUUUUGUUCCUUCCUUUGGACCCUCUUCGGUGAAAAAAACACGAGGAUUACAUGAGGAUGCAAGUAAAACUUAAAACUCACAACCGUCAUACGCACGCAAAUAGCUUAUAAGAAUUGGAAGUGGCGAUGCAGUAAAAAAAGUGUUGACCUUUUCGUGACUGACCAUACGCACGUGCGUCCGUCGUGAACCCAUACAGCACAAAUGUUCGAAAGACAUCCUAGAGACGUCCCAGGGAUAUUCAAAUAUUCUGAAAUAUACCUGGGAUGUCUUUCGAACAUUGUGCUGCAUGGGAAGGCUCACCCCGAUGUUUCUCGAACUUUCUACUACAUCCGAAAUCUCGUCAUCUUGUUAGGUAAUCAGAUAAUUACGUCUAUCAAAUCUCACUUCAUUCCGCUAAAUAAUCAUGGUUCCUCGAGACUUUAAACACAAUCUUAUUAAAGCAACGUUUUCCCGGAUCUCAUCCGAUCUUUCUCUCUAUCUCUCUUCGGCUAAACAGUAACGAUUUCUCGUAUGUUGCGGCACGAUUUCGCCGAGCAACCGAUACCUCCGCGCACCUGGCUGAACGGUCAAAGUUCACGAUGCCGUCGCGCGCGCGGCGAUACCCCCGGUCGGGAUCUUGCUGUAAACGAUCAUACGGCGGUCCUGGACCUCUUCGCCGAGCGUAUUCCCGCGGUCGGUCUCGCUAAACCUCGUGACGAAGCGAUAAGCACCACGCAUGAACGCCGGACACGUCUCUCGCGUCGCGGGACGCUCGAUGACUGGCGCCCAACCUUAUGGCGCGAGGCUGGCCUAAAUGUCUUUUUUUUUCGUGGCGUACCGUUAUCGUAGAAUGCCAACUUGGGCUCUACGAUCGACGACGGGCUCUCCUCUUCUCGCCCGCGUCGAUUUCAUCCGUCGUCGUUGUCCGUCACGGUGCUCGUCUACGGCGUCUUCCGUUCACCCGCGCGUCGUCGGGGGAGCGCGCGUCCUCCUCGUCGUCCGUCCUGAACGCGUUCCGAAGCGUUCUCUCGCGCGCUUCUUCUCCUCUUCAUCCGCCGUGGUGGAAAAAAAGGCCGCGCGUCCGAUCGAGACCGUCGCUCGCGCGCCAGUCGAUUUUCCUCAGUUCCGCACGGCGAACGUGGCGCGAUAGAUCUCUCUCUCUCGCGUCGCAGAGACCCGCGCGCGGAUGCCCCGCAUGCGAACAUCGCGAACACACGUCGUCUCCCUGGGUGAAUCGCGCUGUCGAUACACCAGCGUCGUCCGCACGCACCGUCGCCGGAAGUGAUUGUCGCACGCCUACCCUGAGAAGAGCGCCGAGGAUGAGAGCCCGGCUGGUCCUGCUGGGAGUCCUGCUCGUCUGCACGAGUAUUCGUUAUGCCGAGAGCAGGUCGAAGAAGACGACGCAGCUGUCGCUGCAGAGCAAGGAGACCAACGUGGUGAACUUCAUGCGGCUGCUGGUGAUGAGAUUGGUCUUCGGGGUGGCGACGGCGAUGGGGCUGGGUGAGAACCUGUCCGGCGUGCUGGGAGGUCUCUUCGUGCCGCCCGGCGCCGAGGACUACAGCGAUUACGGCGACGACGACGUCGGCUUCGUACCUGACCUGUUCUGA